Messenger RNA from Larimichthys crocea (large yellow croaker), 1922 nucleotides. It is a transcript of the gene chmp7, whose product is annotated as charged multivesicular body protein 7. Bases 261 to 1592 code for a protein of 443 amino acids. The record is from RefSeq and is a predicted model, not a curated record. Gene Ontology annotation, biological process: vesicle budding from membrane; late endosome to vacuole transport via multivesicular body sorting pathway. Gene Ontology annotation, cellular component: cytoplasmic side of plasma membrane; ESCRT III complex; multivesicular body. NCBI's taxonomy places the organism in Eukaryota, Metazoa, Chordata, Actinopteri, Sciaenidae. The transcript is spliced from 10 exons.
ACAUAUAUAUCCCCGCCCCUUCCCGCACGGCCCUGAGUUAUAAAUGAAACCAGCCUUGUGUCGUGUUGUUGUUGUUGUUGUUGUUAGCUCGGGUUAGCCUGCACUUGAACGCAUCAUGGUGAAGUAGCGGUUAGCUCCGGUUGUCAUGUGAGCCUCGGCUUUGCGUUGAGAACCCUCCCCGCGCACGACAGCUCGUCCUCGGCGUCACUCGGUGAGUGAGCGCGGGGAGCUGAGCGGCCUAGCUGCUAACUCGGAUAAAGAUGUCCGCCCGGAUGAGCCUGCCGCCGGACUGGGACGACGACGAGCGGAUGAACUUUCUGUUCUCCGACUUUAAGGAGAACCGAGACGUCAACACGUCGGACUGGGACGGGAAGAUGGACUUCUGGUCGGCUCUGGUUCUGAAGAGCUGCCGGCACCGAGGCACCGUGUGCGUCAGCCUGCAGGAGCUCAACGACACGUUCAGGCGGAGGGAGCGAGCCCCGCUGGGCCUGCCGACCGUCCUCCAGAGCAUGGCCCGGUGUGGGAAGAUCCAGAGGGAGUCGGAGUUCGCCGCUAACGUGGACUGUGGCUGGCUGUCCUGGGGGGUCGGCCUGCUCCUGGUGAAGCCCCUGAAGUGGACCUUCUCCACCCUGCUGGGGAGCAGCCGGGAGGUUCCCCUGGAGGAGUCGUUUGUUGUCAUUGAGCUGGUGAAGGAGAAAGCGGCGGAGUUACUCCGGGUGUAUCGCAGCAGUGAGUUUGCAAACAGCUCCAUCCUCUCCUUCCAGGAGCUCUGCGCUCUCUCUGCUGACGUCUGUGCUGACGAGAGCACCCUGUGCAUGGCUCUGCUGCAGCUGCAGAGGGACAAGCAAGUGACGGUGUCCCUGCACGAAGGCGAGAAGAUUGUAAAGUUCUGCCAGCCCGGGCAGGACCGCGUUUCUCCGGUCAGUGACGUCGAUAUCGGCGUCUACCAGCUGCAGCGCAGCGAGAAGCUGCUGGGAGAGCGGGUGGAGAAGCUGGGCCUCGAGGCUGACAAAUGCAAAGAGGAAGCCAGGACGCUGCUGCGGGAAGGAAAGAAGUCCCAGGCGCUGAGAUGUUUACGAGGCCGCAAACGUGUGGAGAAGCGAGCGGACAACUUGUUUGCCAAGCUGGAGUCCAUCCGAGGAAUCCUGGACCGAAUCGCUCAGUCGCAGACGGAUAAGAUGGUCAUGCAGGCCUACCAGGCCGGAGUGUCGGCUCUGAGGCUGUCUCUGAAGGACAUGAGCGUGGAGCGAGCCGAGAACCUCGUGGAUCAGAUCCAGGAGCUGUGCGACACCCAGGACGAGGUGAACCAAGCCAUAUCGAGUGUGAGCGGCGCAGAUGAAGACGUGGACGAGCUGGAGGAGGAGCUGAAGUCUCUGCUGGACGAGUCGAAGCCGGACUCCAUCUCAGGCUUCCCCGAAGUCCCGACGGGCGGCCUGCCACCUUCAGGCGAGCCUGCCGUACCGUACCGGCACCUGGACAUCAGCGCCGAGCAGCUGGAGGAAGAGCUGAGUCAGUUAACACUCACAGAUUCAGGCUGCCAGCAGAAGAAGAAAACCACGUCGCCCGUUAAGAGUCUGGAGCCGGCGCAGUGACGGAGCGGCGGGUUUGAAGCUUCGACAUAUCAAACGGUGAAAUCCGUUAAAAAUGAGAAAACACAAAUACUAAAGAACUGAAUCAGGAUGAAACGAGGCACUUUCCAGGUCUGUAAUGAUGAGGAUGAUUUUAACAGGUUAAAUCUCUUCAAGAUGCUUUUUAAUUUGUUCGUGUGUUGUCGUGUGUCGUCUUCAGUGGCCUUUUGAAAACUGUAAAUAUGAAAGUUAAAGAGCACAACAUGCCAAAAGAGUCUGUUUAGUCUCAUUACUCCGUGUGCAGCCGAGAAGUGACUUUAACCAGAAAUAAACUUUAUUUUAAUCACUUUGUCA